Messenger RNA from Sphenostylis stenocarpa, 861 nucleotides. The record is from the annotation of a GenBank genome assembly. NCBI's taxonomy places the organism in Eukaryota, Viridiplantae, Streptophyta, Magnoliopsida, Fabales, Fabaceae.
AUGGAGUCGUACUUACAUAGACAAUGUGCAGGUCAUUCUAUCAGAGGACUUGACCAAGCAUCCAGGAAGGUGAUCUUAGUGACCAUGUUGUCAUUUGAAUAUUUCAGUGGCUAUGGGAUUAUACGUGAUAUCGUUCACAGUCACGUUCUCCAAACAAUUGCAUUGCUUGCCAUGGAACCACCAGUAAGCCUUGAUGGAGAAGAUAUUCGAAAUGAAAAGGUCAAGGUUUUGAGAUCAAUUCGCAAAUUGGAGCCUAAGGAUGUCAUCCUUGGCCAAUAUAAAGCAAGUGGUGGAGCCAAAGUUGAUACGAGCUUAAAUGGUCUGACGCCUACUUAUUUUGCUGCUGCACUAUACAUUGACAAUGCACGAUGGGAUGGUGUGCCAUUUUUUAUUAAAACAGGCUUGGGACUCAUCAAACAUCAAAUGGAGAUACGGAUUCAAUUUAGAAAUGUUCCAGGGAAUGUGUACCGUGAGUGCAUCGGGCAUAACAUGGACCGAGCCGUAAAUGAGCUCAUUCUCCGUGAUGUUCCUGAUGAAGCUAUUUUGGUGAGAGUUAACAAUAAGGUUCCAGGACUAGGCUUGCAACUGGACUCUUCAGAACUAAAUUUGCUUUACAAAGACAAGUACAACAUGGAGGUUCCAGAUUCAUAUGAGCAACUUCUUCUUGAUGUCGUUGAUGGGGAUAACCAUUUGUUUAUGAGAAGUGAUGAGUUGGAAGCUGCAUGGAACAUUCUAACUCCAAUUCUGAAUGAGAUAGACAAAGACAAUAUAUCAGUGGAGCUUUAUGAGACGGGGGGUCGAGGUCCUGUGGGGGCAUAUUAUCUUUGGGCAAAACAUGGUGUCCGUUGGGUGGAGGAUUAA